AUGGUCAGGAGCACGAGUAGCAGUUUUAAGCUGAGUGAUGGCACUGAAUUAUAUUCGCGAGUGUGGGAACCAGAGCAACCUCCCCAGUCGCAUGUAGCCUUUCUGCACGGCUUUAGCGAUCGCUGUGAUCAUUAUGAUGACUUCUUUUCGCUCCUCGUUUCCACCUAUCCCAUUCAGGUGCACGCCUGGGACCGACGCGGUUGGGGGAAAUCGGUGAAAACGAACGAUCAACGCGGUGAUAUUGGUCGAACCCGACAGAUUCUGCUUGAAAUCAACGAAGCGCUGCUGCAUAUUGCCUCGUGCAUUCCGGAUAUCGAGCGCACUCCACUCUUUAUCAUGGGCCAUAGCAUGGGCGGCCAGGAGUCUGCAUUCUACCUGCUGUCCACCAGUCCUGAAUUGAGCCGCGGACAGCGUCCGCCCAUUGCGGGUUGGAUUUUGGACGCUCCUUACAUCGGGUUAGAUGAUGCCAGUCGGCCGAGUUGGUUUACAGUCGAGGCUGGCAAGAUGGUAGCGCGGGUUUGGCCCAAAUUUAAAUUCACCCAAACGCUGAACGUGAAGUUUGUGAGCCGAAACCAGGGCGUCCAGGAGAUGUACCGGACUGACCCUCUGUGCCACAAUACUGGCACUCUCGAGGGGUUAAAGGACCUACUCCAGCGUGAAACUGACUUGACCAACCUCUCUGAAUCCGACCGGCCCACUCCCUCCCAUCUCGCAUCGCGACUCCCGUGCCCUGUCUUUUGGGCGCAUGGGUCCCAAGACUCGAUCACCUCCCACACCAUUUCGAAACGACUCUACGAUAGACUAGCUCCCCAUGAUCCGCAAGAACCGGAUGCAAAGACGUGGAAAUCGUUUGAGGGCGGCUUUCACCAACUGCAUGCCGAGCCGGAUGGAAUCAAGGAGGAGCUAAUGCGGGACAUCGGCGAGUGGGUGGGAAAGAUCACUGCGAAACAGCUGUCCCGCCAGCGAGUAGACGAAGAGCAGCAAGAUCAGUGUUAG
Molecule: messenger RNA, 996 nt
Organism: Aspergillus ochraceoroseus IBT 24754
Lineage: Eukaryota; Fungi; Ascomycota; Eurotiomycetes; Eurotiales; Aspergillaceae
Product: acylglycerol lipase
Exons: 3
Coding region: 1-996 (331 amino acids)
Cellular component (GO): membrane
Molecular function (GO): lipase activity
Source: RefSeq, a predicted model, not a curated record